UGCACUUGAAACAGCCGGUGAUUUGUUUAAUUCCCAGUCAGAUCUCAGUUUUGGCUGAGAAAAGUAUAUUCAUCCAUCUUUAAAUGGUAAAAGAUUGAUUUUUAUGACGCUAAAAAAGGGUGUGGAGGCUGGUUUUGGCGUUGGUGUUGUAGCGUUGGCCGGAGCGUAGUGGUUGUUCCGUUUUUCCACAGCGCUUCCUGAAGGCGCCAUCGGUAGCCGUACAUUGUUAGGUUGAUUCUCCAGGGCGGUGUUUUGUCCUCCGGUAGAAGCCAACCGGCGACUCCUGCUCGCACUCAACCCGCCGAAACAUUGCUUGGACUCGGCCGUGAGACACUCCAGCUCCCCGGGCCGAUCAUGAAGGGGGGCAUUGCUGGCUGUGACCGAGCCCAGAAAGGAGGCUGCUGGUAGGCAUGGCGCGCCUGUGACGAGCCCCCCCUCACCUCCAGGAAGAGCAGCAACAUGACUGUUUUCAAGCAGGAGAAUGUCGAGGAGUGUUAUGAAAUUGGAGACGAGCUGGGCAGCGGACAGUUUGCGGUGGUCCGGCGCUGCCGUCACCGGAGCACGGGCGCCGAGUACGCCGCCAAGUUCAUCAAGAAGCGGCGCAGCAAGUCGAGCCGCCGGGGGGUGACGAGGGAAGACAUCGAGCGCGAGGUGGACAUCCUGAAGGAGAUCCAGCACCCCAACAUCAUCACGCUCCACGAGGUCUUUGAGAACAAGGCCGAGGUCAUCCUCAUCCUGGAGCUCGUGGCCGGGGGCGAACUCUUCGACUUCCUGGCAGAGAAGGAGUCGCUGAGCGAGGAGGAAGCCACUCAGUUCCUGAAGCAGAUCCUUGAUGGAGUCUUCUACCUGCACUCCAAACAGAUCGCUCACUUCGACCUCAAGCCGGAGAACAUCAUGCUGCUCAGCCGCUCGGUGCCUCACCCGCGCAUCAAGCUCAUUGACUUUGGCCUGGCCCACAAGAUCGACUUUGGCAACGAUUUUAAGAACAUUUUUGGAACUCCGGAAUUUGUAGCUCCUGAGGUGGUGAACUAUGAACCUCUGGGCUUGGAGGCAGACAUGUGGAGCGUUGGCGUGAUAACCUACAUUCUGCUGAGCGGCGCAUCGCCCUUCUUGGGCGAAAACAAACAGGAGACGCUCGCCAACGUGUCGGCCGUCGACUACGCGUUCGACGAGGAGUUCUUCAGCAGCACCAGCCUUCUGGCCAAAGACUUUAUCGCCAGGCUUCUGGUGAAAGACCCCAAAAAGAGGAUGACGAUUCAGGACAGCCUUCAGCACCCCUGGAUCAAGCCAAAAGACACACAACAAGCACUGAGCCGAAAGGAGUCGGCUGUCAACAUGGAAAAGUUCAAGAAGUUUGCCGCUCGCAGAAAAUGGAAGCAAUCCGUACGACUGAUCUCCUUAUGCAACCGCCUGUCCCGCUCCUUCCUGUCCAGAAGCAACAUCAGUGUGGCGCGGAGCGACGACACCUUGGAUGAGGAAGACUCCUUUGUGAUGAAAGCCAUCAUCCACGCCAUAAACGACGACAACGUCCCCGGUCUGCAGCAUCUGCUCGGAUCAUUGAACAGUUACGACGUCAAUCAGCCCAACAAGCACGGGACCCCUCCUCUGCUGAUUGCAGCAGGCUGCGGCAACAUUCAGAUCAUCGAGGUGCUGAUGAGAAAAGGUGCAGAGAUCAAGGCCAAUGACAAGAGUGGGGCCAACGCCAUCUACUACGCAGCGAGACACGGCCACGUCGACACCCUGAAAUUCCUCCACGGCAAGAAGUGUCCUCUGGACAUCCAAGAUAAGUCUGGAGAGACCGCCCUGCACGUGGCGGCUCGCUACGGCAACGUGGACGUGGUGAGCUACCUCUGCAGUAUCCGGGCCAACCCAGACCUGAGCGACCGGGAGAAGGAGACUCCUUUGCAUUGCGCCGCCUGGCACGGGUACUCUGCAGUGGCCCGGGCGCUGUGCCGGGCCGGUUGCCACGUGGACAGCAAGAACCGCGAAGGCGAGAGCGCCCUGCUGACAGCUUCCGCUCGGGGCUUCGUGGACAUCGUGGAGUGUCUGGUGGAGCACGGCGCCGACCUUGAGACCACCGACAAGGACGCCCACACCGCCCUCCACCUGGCUGUACGAAGAUGUCAGGUGGAGGUGGUCCACUGCCUCCUCAGACACCACUGUCAACUGGACCGGCAGGAUCGCCAUGGCAACGCGCCGCUGCACAUCGCCUGCAAGGACGGCAACCUGGCCAUCGUCGUGGCGAUCUGUGGUGCCAGAGCCGUCCUUGAUCUCCCCAACAAGUACGGCAGGACUCCCCUCCAUCUCGCCGCCAGCAACGGCAGUAUUGAAGUUGUCCGUCACCUGUGCCUGUCCGGAGCAAACACAGACGCCGUCACCAACGAUGGAAAGAGCGCCGAGGACUUGGCUUCGGCUGAGCAGCACAACGGGAUCGUCGCCUUGCUGGGGAAGCUUAAAAAGGACAACCACAAGCUGGGUUACAUCCAGCAGCUGCGGCCCACCAUGAUGGCCCAGCCGCGGGUCAAGCUGAAGCUCUUCGGCCAUUCGGCGGCGGGCAAGAGCACCUUGCUGGAGUCCCUCAAGUGCGGCAUCCUGCGCAGCUUCUUCAGGAGACGCAGGACAACCCGCAUGACUAACGGCGUGCGGCACCCCAAUUCUCCCGUCAACUCCAAACCCGCCGUGUCGGUGAGCAUCUCCAACCUGUACCCGGGCUGCGAGAACGUGAGCGUGCGCAGUCGCAGCAUGAUGUUCGAGCCCAGCUUGACCAAAGGCGUCCUGGAGGUCUUCUCGCCCGUGCACAGCGCCCUGUCCGCCGCCGACGACCAGGCCACCAGGGCCGUGGACAUCCAGCACGCCAGCAUCCACGGUGUGGGAGAUUUUAGCACGUGGGAGUUUUCGGGGAACCCCGUGUACUACUGCUCCUACGACUACUUCGCCGCCAACGACGUCACCGCCAUCCACCUGGUCCUGUUCAGCCUGGAGGAGCCGUACGAGACCCAGCUGAGCCACAUCACCUAUUGGCUCAACCUGCUCAAGGCUCUCACGCCGCCUCACGAAGACAUUGUUUUCGGAGGCCGUGUCCAGCAGCCCCUGGUGGUGGUCCUGGUGGCGACCCACGCAGACCUGGCAGACGUUCCCAGAUGUUUCUCGGGAGAGUUCAGCUACAACCGAGAGAAAGCUAUCCUCAAGGAAGUCAAGAACAGGUUUGGAAACGACCUGCAGAUCAGCGACAAGUUGUUUGUGACGGACGCCGGAGCCUCAAACUCCAAAGAUAUGAAGCUGCUUCGGAAUCAUCUCCAGGAACUGCGCUCCCAGGUCAUCUCGAGCUGCGGUGCCAUGACGCUGCUGUCCGAGCGCCUGCUGACUGUGCUGCCCGCCUGGAGGAAGCAGAGCGGACCCAACCAGCUGAUGUCAUGGCAACAGUUUGUCAGCGACGUCCAGGAGCAGAUCAACCCGCUGGUCAGCCAGGAGCAUCUGCGCAGCCUGGCCCUGCAGCUUCACAGCAUGGGCGAGAUCAACAUCAUGCAGAGCGAGACGGUGCAGGACGUGGUCCUGCUGGAGCCUCGCUGGCUCUGCACCAACGUCCUGGGCCGCCUGCUGUCCGUGGAGACGCCCAAGGCCAUCCACCACUACAGGGGGCGCUACAGGCUGGAGGAGGUGCAGGCGCUGGCGCCCGAGAGCGACCUGGAGGAGCUGCUGCAGAUCCUGGACGCCAUGGACGUCUGCGCCCGCGACGCCACCAACCCCACCAUGGUGGACGUCCCCGCCCUCAUCAAGACCAACGGCCUGCAGCGCUCGUGGACGGAGGAGGAGGAGGAGGACUCCAUGAUCUACGGCGGGGUCCGGCUGGUCCCCGCCGAGCACCUGGCCGCCUUCCCCUGCGGUUUGUUCCACAAGCUGCAGGUCAACCUGUGCCGCUGGAGCCACCAGCAGAAGCCCGACGAGGACGACGACGGGGAGGACGGCGACGGCGACAUCUUCCUGUGGACCAACGGGGCCAAGGUGAGCCAGGGAGGCGCGGAGGCGGUGGUCCUGCUGGUCAACCACGGCCAGGGGGUGGAGAUCCAGGUGCGGGGGCGCGACACGCAGCGGGCCAAGUGCUACGCCCUGUUGGACACCGUCUGCAGCAUCACGGAGAACCUGCUGGCGUCCACGCUCCCCGGACUGCUCACCGCCAAGUACUACCUGAGCCCCCAGCAGCUGCGCGAGCACCACGCCCCCAUCAUGGUGUACCAACCCAAAGACUUCCUGCGGGCACAAGUCCAGCGGGAGACCUCGCUCACCAACACCAUGGGGGGCUACCGCGAGAGCUUCAGCAGCAUCCUGGCCUUCGGCUGCGCGGAGGUCUACCAGCGAGGCGUCCUGGGACCCGACGUCCACAUCUCCGACGUGUCCCUGCUGGUCCGCAGGAAGCUGUGCCGCAUGCUGGACCCGCCCGACGCCCUGGGGAAGGACUGGUGCCUGCUGGCCAUGAACCUGGGCCUCACCGACCUGGUGGCCAAGCACAGCAACGGCACGCCCAACGGCGCCUCCGUCUCCGCCCCGCCGCCCAGCCCCACGGCGGCGCUGCUGCGGGAGUGGAGCGGGCGGGCGGGCAGCACGGUGGGCGUCCUCAUGCUCAAGCUGCGAGAGCUGGGCCGCCGGGACGCCGCCGACUUCCUCCUCAAGGCGUCGCCCGUGUUCCGGGUCAACACGGAGGGGCUGGGCGCUGGCGCCGCCAACGGGUACCCGCCCGCCUGCAACGGGGGCACGUCCUACAACUCCAUCAGCUCCGUCAUUUCCCGCUGACGCCGCUGGCUCUGAAUGUCCCCAAAGAGGAAGUCUCGUCGCGUUUUCCUGCUGCUCGUCAAACGUCCGCCACUCAAAUGUACUCACCUGGAGGACACGCCCCCUCAAAAGCGCCACGCCGUCACACAGCAUUUAAUCAGCGUGCCUUCCAGGCCC
Molecule: messenger RNA, 4944 nt
Organism: Nerophis lumbriciformis (worm pipefish)
Lineage: Eukaryota; Metazoa; Chordata; Actinopteri; Syngnathiformes; Syngnathidae
Gene: dapk1
Product: death-associated protein kinase 1
Biological process (GO): intracellular signal transduction; protein phosphorylation; positive regulation of apoptotic process
Cellular component (GO): cytoplasm; nucleus
Molecular function (GO): protein binding; ATP binding; protein serine/threonine kinase activity
Source: RefSeq, a predicted model, not a curated record